UUUUCCCAGAAUGCACAUCUUCCUCCUCUUCGCCCUCCUCGUUGCUCCGGUAACAGCGGUUCCCGGUUGUCACGGCGACAGAGAUAAGGACCACCGGAGACAAGAAAACUGCACCGCGGCGGGAUUCACCGGAAUACCGGCGGAACUUGAACCAGCGACCAAGGUUCUGUUGUUUCCCCGGAACCUAUUCUCCAGCCUCUCCUGGUCCUCCUUCCAGAUCUUCACGGAGAUCUACGAGAUCGACCUCACUGGAAACAAGGUUCCAGAGUUGACCCCGAGCUCCGCUCCGAUCCUCCCCAGCCUCAGUGUCCUCCGGCUGGGGUCGAACCGCCUGACCUCCCUCCCUGAUGGAUCCUUCUCCGCCUGCCCGGCGCUGACUGAACUCUACCUGGAGGGCAACGCCGUGGUUUCUCUGAGCGACAACACCUUCUCCGGACUCAGCAAGCUGGAGGUCAGGCCGUCUGCUAGCAAGGGAGGAUGCAUGCUGAAGGAUGUAGAAGGAAGCUUGUUAGGAAGUUAGGAUCUACACCAUGAA
Notothenia coriiceps (black rockcod) is the source of this 535-nucleotide messenger RNA. RefSeq names its product platelet glycoprotein Ib alpha chain-like. NCBI's taxonomy places the organism in Eukaryota, Metazoa, Chordata, Actinopteri, Perciformes, Nototheniidae. The record is from RefSeq and is a predicted model, not a curated record. The coding region runs from base 11 to 520 and encodes 169 amino acids. The transcript has 3 exons. Gene Ontology annotation, molecular function: protein binding. Gene Ontology annotation, cellular component: extracellular matrix.